Molecule: messenger RNA, 2268 nt
Organism: Aspergillus niger
Lineage: Eukaryota; Fungi; Ascomycota; Eurotiomycetes; Eurotiales; Aspergillaceae
Exons: 1
Coding region: 1-2268 (755 amino acids)
Source: RefSeq, a predicted model, not a curated record
AUGUACGAUCCCAACAGGACAGAGUGGGGAACGGGUAGUACUGAAGCUACCCAAAUCGAGGCCGAGGAAGCUUAUACCCUCCACGAUUUCAAUACCAACAUGAGCUCCGAGCCGGGCAGCGAUACAGUGGAGGAUGAUCCCAAUCCUGCUGCUCUACGAUUCGAAGGCGCCGACACAAUCGUCUUCAUCGACCCUCCAUCGUACAAAUCAAACUGGUCAUUGCAACCACAAACUGGAGCGUCCAUUCCCCAUUAUAUUCACAGCCACACCCUCUUGGAAACCGGAUCUCCCUAUUUCAAGAGACUCUUCGAACCGAGAAAGCAAGCUCGCAUGAUAAAGCGUGCAGAGAUUCAGGGAAAGCUACCUGAUGGAAUCAAAUACAUCAUUGACCUCACUCCUCCCUCGACGGACGAUGAGGCGGUGGCUUUCACCACUGAACUAUCAUGCCCACUAUGUAUACGGACAUGGGCUCGCGCGUCAAAACGUUGGGGUCUGCCUCUGCACUGUGUUGGCGGCAAAGACGAAGGAUUCGAAACUGAGGAUGGGUGUCAGGAUGCGGUUCUUCCCUCUGAGUAUUCGGAUUCUCGUCAUCGCACGGGAAUCGUACAUAUCCUGCAAGCUCUAGGAUGUGUUACCCCGUGUCUUGAUACGCCUUGCAAGCUUUGGACCUUCUUUGCUCUGGCGAAGGUGUUUGGUAUUGCCAGUAUAGGGCACAUCAAAAUUCAUAUCCUGACCUGGAUCUAUGAGAGGACGAAUACUCGCUUUAUUGAACUCCACCCCGAGAUUGCAUAUAGGAUCGCUUGUGGUAUCGAAUGUGACCACCUUUGUCAGGAUUCUUUCACUGUCCUUGUGGGAGAGGAAGCUCUGUUACGUCUAGUCAAUGCAGGACAAGCACCCACACUCCAAUGGCCAGAGGUAACGUUCCACGGCCGACGCCGCGAGCCAUUGGAUGAUGAAGAUCGCCAACGGAUAGAGUAUGCAAGUCAAAGCUUUGUGGACCGCAUUCUUGACCAGUUCAUACAAUUGGCAGGCUCACAAAUGCACUGGCUCUUGCAACUACCAUCUACAAUGAAUAUCUCCCUUCACACUGACGAUUGUGACGAACAUUGUCCAUUGGCGUCACAAUUAAUCUCCUCGCUGAAACUAUACGUGCGGGGACACAUCGUCGCCAUUUUGGCCAGCUCCGCUGUCACUAGGGCUGCGACGACAGGCCAUUACAUUAAUCACAGCAUCUACCCAACGCGUGAAUACGCUAAUGCUUACGAUAAAAUGCGUUAUAUAGAACGCAUCAUCAGCAGGACGUUCUGGAAAUUGCUCAGAACUGCGAGGUAUAGCGACUGUCUAGCAAGCUCCGACGGCAAAUUUCAAACUAUGACAAUCGCCGACUUGGGCAAACAUCACCACCUGUUCCAGACGGAGGAUAAGGCAGAUCUCUCAGAUAUUUCCUUGGAAGAGUUUCUGCUGGCAGUCAACCAGUUCAAUAGCCACGUUGACUUUGAUAGCCCAAGGUUUAGCCCGCGUAGGUACGGUGGUGGGACCGUUUUCAUAGAGAGGCGAGGUAUGAUUCAUCCAGGCCGAGCUUCUGGCAACAGGACUAAUUUGGUACUUGAAGGAGUUGUUACCCAUAGCCCCACACCAUCUAUCUUCAACCCAAUCGACUUCCUUCAGCAGGUGCGCUCACAUAUAGACGAUCUCGCCGAGAGAAUGGAGGAGGGCUGCAGACACGGAGCGCACUUUCAACUAACCGACACCAUUAUCUGCCUUACCGACAACGAGUUGCGAUACCUUCCGCUGUGGGCGGGGGGUGAUGAUGAUGGGUCCGGCGGCGUUUUCACAGAUCAAGGGAUACCUAAUCUCGAGACGGGUGGAUUCUCCAUGCCAGGACCUACAAUUCACACAGGAAGUACUGUCCACUCGACCACUUCUUACUCCAAUUUCGCCCCAAGCGAGUAUCAAAGUACGGUCCAGCGUGCGUCUCAUAAGGCCACGGGAAGCUACUGGACGGACGUCGUCAGCAUGAAUUUCUCAGAGGCGCACGCCACGGUAGAUGAAAGCCAUGAGCCAAUUCCGGAUGAGGCGCCCGCAGACACAAGCGACCUUUCCAUAGACAUGAAUACGUCGGCGGACGACAUUGAUGAUUGCUUCGAUACUGAUAGCGAGGACAAUGACACGGUGAUUGUGGACACCCCGAGUGAGGAUGGGCCGGUUGGGGAGGCUUCGGAGAUGCUGGAGGACCUGUCUCUUGGGGUAGAAGCUUUCUCGAAGUGA